AUGCUGAAGAAGAGGUCUACAGCUUUGGGUGUUGGAAAGGGUAACAGAAAUAAUGGGUUAAGAAAGGAGGAGGAUGAAGAAAAAGAGGAGGAAAGAUUGUUGAAAGGGAGAGGGAAGUGCUGGGUGCAAAAGGAUGAUGAUACUGCAGAUGGUGGUGACGGUGCUGUGGAUGAUGAUGGUGAUGAUGAUAAUGGUGCUGAUGAACUUAUGUAA
Enterobius vermicularis (human pinworm) is the source of this 213-nucleotide messenger RNA. The record is from the annotation of a GenBank genome assembly. Lineage: Eukaryota; Metazoa; Nematoda; Chromadorea; Rhabditida; Oxyuridae.